AUGAAAGGUCUCUUCAAGAACUUGACGCUCUCCUUGCCAUUGGCACUUGCUGCCCUCUCCACCGCGCAGGAGACACAAUGGCCACUGAGAAGCAACGGUCUCACUGACUUGGUCGAAUGGGACCAUUACAGUUUCAAAGUUAAUGGCGAACGUCUGUUCAUCUGGUCUGGAGAGAUGCAUUACUGGAGAAUCCCAGUCCCUGAGCUAUGGGUCGACGUCCUACACAAGGUCAAAGCUGCCGGUUUCAAUGCAGUCUCCUUCUACUCACACUGGGGAUUCCACGCUCCACGUGAUGGCGUUGUCGAUUUCGAAUCUGGCGCUCACAACAUCAGCAGUCUAUUCGAGACUUGCAAACAACUCGGUCUAUAUAUCUUCUAUCGACCUGGACCUUACAUUAAUGCGGAAAGUACUGGCGGUGGUUUUCCGGGUUGGGUGACCACCGGUGCUUACGGUUCUCUCCGCAAUAAUGACACUAGAUAUACCGAAGCCUGGAAACCGUACAUCGAAACUGUUAACGGAAUCAUUGCUGAACAUUCGAUUGUCAAUGGCGGCAAUGUCAUCUUCUAUCAAGUUGAGAACGAGUACGGCUACCAAUGGACAAACACUGCUCGCAGAACCCCCAACGAAACUGCAAUUCACUAUAUGGAGCUUCUUGAGACUGUCGCAAAUGACACUGGGAUCAACAUGCCUACUGUGCACAACAACCCUAACUUGGGAAGCAAGUCUUGGUCCAUGGACUACGAUAUCAACAAAGUCGGUGGUGAUACAUGGCUGUACGCUGUUGACAACUAUCCUUCUUGCUGGAGUUGCAAUCUCCAAGAGUGUGCCUCUACCAAUUCUCCGGCUCCUGACUUUACUGUCCUUGACUACCACACCCACUUCCAGGAAACGGCACCAGGAGAUCCUUCCUUCUUUGCCGAGUUCCAGGGUGGUUCAUAUAACCCUUGGGAUGGCCCUGCUGGUGGCUGCAGAAACAAUACUGGACCUGAUUGGGUGAAUGUGUUUUACAGAAACAACGUUGCUCAGAAGGUUACUGCUCACAACAUGUACAUGCUGUACGGUGGAACCAACUGGGGUGCGUUGGCAUUCCCACUGGUUGGUACUAGCUACGACUAUUCUGCACCUAUCCAGGAGGAUCGUCUCAUUGGUGAUAAGUAUUCUGAGGCAAAGCUGCUUGGAUACUUUAUCAGAUCUGCCAAGGACCUUCCUCUGAUCGAGAGAGGAGCAAACGGUACAAACCUAACCACAAACUCCAAUGUCUUCACACAAGUACUGUACAACGUGGAGAACAAUGCUCAGUUCUAUGUCGUUAGGCAUGCAAACACGACUCUCCAGACCUCUCUUUCAUUCAAGCAAAACAUGACGACUUCUCUUGGAGAGUUUGAGGUUCCUCAGCAUGCUGCUGACAUCCGUAUCAACGGAAGAGAAUCCAAGAUCCUUGUUUCAGAUUACAACGCCGGUAAUCAAAAGAUCGUCUACUCUACUGCCGAAGUCUUGGCCGUGUCUAUUCAAAAUGGCAAACCUAUCAUCGUCUUCUGGGUCCCUACUGGCGAGAGCGGAGAGUUCUACCUUAAGGGUGCUCGAUAUGGAAAUGUCAAACAAUGCGAUGGCUGUUCCAGCGUUGGCUUCUACCAGACCAAGGAUGGUGUCAUUACUAGCUUCGCACAGGGCUCGGGAAUGAGCGUCUUCCAGUAUGGUAACGGCGUGACUGCAAUCGUUGUCGACAGAUCACACGCUUACAAACUCUGGCACACUACUUUGAUCAACGAUCCUCACGUGCCUCUGGACAAGACCGCUUUGGUCACUGGUCCAUACCUUGUCCGCACUGCUGUUGUUGAGGGUGAAAUUCUUGCUCUGGUUGGCGACUACAACGGAACUACUCCUCUCGAAGUCUUUGCUGCAGGUGUCAAGAAGGUCACUUUCAAUGGUGAAUGUGUUUCUGUCAAGCCUUCCGGCUAUGGCAGUCUCAAGGGCGAGCUUGGUCAGGACAAAGUCACCGUACAAUCAUUGACUGCCUCACUUCCCAAGCUGUCUCAAUGGAAGGUUGCAGAUGGUCUUCCCGAGCGUGAAGCUGGAUACGAUGACUCGAAAUGGGCCAAUGCCAACCAUACCACCACUCCUCAUUGGAACAAGCCUGCCACCGACCAUAUCCUGUAUGCAGACGAGUACGGCUUCCACGGUGGUAACAUUCUCUGGCGUGGACGCUUCAACGGUACAAGCAGUGGUGUUUUCCUGAACGUCAUCGGCGGUACUGGUAGUGGCUGGUCUGCUUGGUUGAAUGGCAAAUUCGUCGGCUCGACUUUCGGUGAUAUCAAGCUUUCGCAAACCAACCAGACGCUCAAGUUUGGUGAUGCUGUCAAGAGUGGAGAGAAUAUUUUGUUCGUCAUUCAAGAUCAUAUGGGCAAGGAUCAAACCACUGGUGCUAUCAACCCUCGUGGUGUUUUGAACGCCACCCUUGCCGACGGGGCUAAGUUCACUUCCUGGAAGAUAGCAGGCAAAGCUGGUGGCGGCGCCAACAUCGAUCCUGUUCGUGGACCUUACAAUGAAGGUGGUCUACAUGCUGAGCGUCUUGGCUGGCACUUGCCCGGCUUCGAUGACAGCAAGUGGGCUUCUGGCUCGCCUUCUACUGGUCUCAACACUGCAGGUGCCAGCUUCUACCGCACUAUCCUGCCUCUCGAUCUGCCUGAGGGUCACGAUGUCUCACUCGCCUUCAACCUUCACGCACCAAACAGCUUAAAGCUUAGAGCCCAACUCUACGUCAAUGGAUACCAGUUUGGCAAAUUUGUUCCAUAUAUUGGCAAUCAGGUGGAGUUCCCAGUCUUUCCUGGUAUCUUGGAUUAUCACGGUAACAACACUAUUGGUCUAUCGAUCUGGUCUCAGGAUAAUGUUGAAGCGAGUGUGUCUGUCGAAGUCAGUGUUCUUGGUGUGCACUCCUCGGGUUUCGAUGUUGGCUUCAAUUCUAGCUAUCUCAGACCUGGGUGGACGAAGGAGAGGUUGCAGUACUACUAG
This is a messenger RNA of Aureobasidium namibiae CBS 147.97, 3009 nucleotides long. Its product is annotated as putative beta-galactosidase B. Gene Ontology annotation, molecular function: beta-galactosidase activity. Gene Ontology annotation, biological process: carbohydrate metabolic process. The record is from RefSeq and is a predicted model, not a curated record. Lineage: Eukaryota; Fungi; Ascomycota; Dothideomycetes; Dothideales; Saccotheciaceae. Gene Ontology annotation, cellular component: vacuole. The coding region runs from base 1 to 3009 and encodes 1002 amino acids. The transcript has 4 exons.